UGUCUUGUGUCUUGCUUAGUGGGGCAGCACUCCAGCACUCUGAACGGCUUUUUUCAGGGUUCUGAGGGAGGUGCUCUCUUGACUUCCUUUGCCAAGGGACAGGGAAAGCCUUGGGGACCGGACCCCGAUUUGGCUGGUUGGGUGCACGGGCAGGAUUCUCACGCGUGGGUGUGGAGGCCUUCGGGACAAGAAGGAGCCUGGGCCAUAGUCCCCACCGGAGGAGCCAGAGCGCUCUGCGCGCAGGGUGGGAGCCACGGCGCCUGGGAUCCGCCCCUCGGGGACCUCCCUGCGCAGCAGCCGAGGCCCGCCCGCCGGCUUGGGCUCCCGCACAUCUGGCCCUCCCCGCGCACAUCUGGGCAGCCGGCGCCUUAGCAUGAACGGCUCCCGGGCGGGCGCUGCGGCUCCAGCCACCUGGCUGAGCUCCUGCUGCAACCAGUCGGGGGGGACGCCGGAGCCCCCCGAGGGGCCGCGCGUCGUGCAGGCGGCCGUGCUGGGCGUGCUGUCGCUGCUGGUGCUCUGCGGGGUCCUGUUCCUGGGCGGUGGCCUCCUCCUCCGGGCCCAGGGCCUGACGGCCUCGCUGGCCCGAGAGCGGCGCGCGUCCCGCGAGGCCGAGCCCGGCGGCGCCAGCGGAGGCGAGGACGACCCCUAGGGCCCUUGCGGCGGCCGCGACGCAGCCUCCUGCUGUACCCGUGGACGUGGGCCUGGGAGGUCAGCGCUCCAGGAAUGGGGGAGCCCCCUGAGCAUCCGCUGCACGUCCGGGGCGCCGCGGUGGACAUACAUCCUGGAUGCCCAGCGCAGCAGAUGCUGGCCAUGCCCCCCGACUUGCAGGCCUCCGAGGACAGGAGUGCAGCCCCUGUCCCAUCUCUGGUACCGGGCUGCUGUGGUCCGACAGGCCACUGACCUGUCCCAGCCGAGGGCUGUGGGUCAGUGUUGGCCAUUUGCAGACGCCGGGUGCCCCAGCCCUCAGCCAUGCCUUAUCACUUCCCGUGGCUUGUUAUUAAAUACGUUGGUAAUGCAA
Messenger RNA from Canis lupus familiaris (dog), 1018 nucleotides. It is a transcript of the gene SMIM41, whose product is annotated as small integral membrane protein 41. The transcript is spliced from 2 exons. The record is from RefSeq and is a predicted model, not a curated record. The coding region runs from base 374 to 649 and encodes 91 amino acids. Lineage: Eukaryota; Metazoa; Chordata; Mammalia; Carnivora; Canidae.